This is a messenger RNA of Ostreococcus lucimarinus CCE9901, 483 nucleotides long. RefSeq lists its product with no specific name. Bases 1 to 483 code for a protein of 160 amino acids. The record is from RefSeq and is a predicted model, not a curated record. NCBI's taxonomy places the organism in Eukaryota, Viridiplantae, Chlorophyta, Mamiellophyceae, Mamiellales, Bathycoccaceae. The transcript has 2 exons.
AUGCCGUGCGUGGACGCGUGGGCGGCGUCUGACGACGACGAUGCGGGCGACGACUCACGCGAAGACGACUGCGUGCAGCACGUUUCCGACGCCGACGUCGAGCGACGCAAGCAUCACAACGCCGGAUACCUCGAAGGCUUGGAAGAGGGGAAAGCAGAAACUAUUCAGAGCGGGUUUAACGAAGGUUUCCUCGACGGUGGCAAGGCUGGGUUCGCGUAUGGGCAGUUGAAGGGCGCGGCGCGCGCGUUACGCAUCUUCGGUGGACGAGUGAGUGGGUCCGAAACGUGGGCCGCGACGAUCAAGGACAGCGAAGAGUAUUUCACGAAAACCACGACGGUUCGAGCGCUGAAAGCUGCGCAUGCGGAAUCGCUAGAUGACGAGGUUCGUGAUUUUACGAACGCGCUGUCUGCGGUGCAGACGGCGGUUGAGUCGACCGGAGUGGUUCUGCGCAAGUACCCCGAGGGGAGUAGCUCGACGGCGUGA